Rana temporaria (common frog) is the source of this 3041-nucleotide messenger RNA. It is a transcript of the gene SLC38A1, whose product is annotated as solute carrier family 38 member 1. The transcript has 16 exons. Gene Ontology annotation, molecular function: L-glutamine transmembrane transporter activity. Lineage: Eukaryota; Metazoa; Chordata; Amphibia; Anura; Ranidae. The record is from RefSeq and is a predicted model, not a curated record. Gene Ontology annotation, biological process: amino acid transmembrane transport; L-glutamine transport. The coding region runs from base 315 to 1784 and encodes 489 amino acids.
CAUGGCAGUAGCACUGUGGCUCACAGAACUAGGUAGGAUGUGUGUAGGAGGUGCUCUAACACACGCUUUCAGUCUGAUGCAAUCCUUUGUCUGCACAGUAGAGUACGCACAUCCAUUUGGUACAGCUGCUUCUUGCUGUCUCCUUCUCCAUCCAUCCCUCCAGCAAGUGAUCCCAGCUCCCCAUCUUUGGAUGUACUGCCUAGUCUUCAUUGUGGAACUACCUCAACACCUUCUACACAUAGGUUCACCGUUAAGCAUACACAGAGAAAAAUACAUAUUAAAUAAAAGCUAGCGACUGGAAACAAGCUUGGAAAAUGCCUUUCAAAAACGGUUUGGAAUUGACAGAAUUGCAGAACAUGAACACGCCAGAGGAUGAUAAUAUCAGCAAUGAUUCCAAUGAGCUCAGUGAGGCAGAUGGUAAUCGUAUCAGCAGUAGUAAAUUUAUUGCUGACCGUGAAAGUAGAAGAAGUCUUACAAACAGCCACCUUGAAAAAAAGAAAUCCUGCGAUGAUUAUAGUCCGGGGACUACAUCUACUGGAAUGUCUGUGUUUAACUUGAGUAAUGCUAUUAUGGGCAGCGGAAUCCUCGGUUUAGCGUAUGCUUUGGCAAAUACAGGAAUUGUACUAUUUGUGCUGCUUCUGAUAUCGGUCACUCUACUGUCUAUCUAUUCUUUAAACCUUCUACUCAAAUGUUCCCAGGAAACAGGAUGUAUGGUAUAUGAGAAGCUGGGGGAACAAGUAUUUGGCACACCGGGAAGGAUGCUUGUGUUCGGAUCAACAUCUCUUCAGAAUGUUGGUGCAAUGCUCAGCUAUCUGUUUAUAGUUAAAAAUGAACUACCCAAUGUCCUUAAAUUUCUGAUGGGAAUAGAAGAUUCAACGCCAUGGUAUUUGGAUGGUCGUUUUCUUCUAGUCCUCGUCACUGUGAUAAUCAUCCUUCCAUUGUGUCUUCUUAAGAAUUUAGGUUAUCUAGGCUACACCAGUGGUUUCUCUUUGACGUGUAUGUUUUUUUUCCUUGUUGUGGUGGUAUACAACAAAUUUAAAAUUCCAUGCCCUCAAGACAAUGUAAAUGGAACCUCGAGUAGUUUACACAACACAACAAGUGAGCAAAUCUGUACACCAAAAUAUGUGACAUUCAAUUCUAAGACUGCGUAUGCACUGCCGACACUAGCAUUUGCAUUUGUGUGUCACCCGUCUGUCCUUCCCAUAUACAGUGAGCUAAGAGACCGUUCACAGAAGAAAAUGCAGCUCGUGUCCCAUUUAUCAUUCUUUGCGAUGUUUAUUAUGUAUCUACUGACUGCUGUUUUUGGAUAUCUGACAUUUUAUAAUAAAGUGCAUUCAGAGCUUCUUAGCACAUACACCAAUCAAAAAGAUGCUCUCAUCUUAACCGUACGCUUGGCUGUUAUAACUGCAGUUAUACUCACUGUCCCGGUAUUAUUUUUCACUGUUCGUUCUUCUUUAUUUGAAGUUGCUCGGAAGACAAAGUAUAAUUUUUGGCAGCAUUUAAUAGUGACAAUUGUACUUCUAUCGAUGAUUGAUCUACUUGUUAUAUUCAUACCAUCAAUGAAGGAUAUAUUUGGCGCAAUAGGUGCAACAUCUGCCAACAUGCUGAUCUUUAUUCUCCCUGCUUCCUUGUACUUGAAAAUUACUAACGGAAAUGAUGCAUUGGGUACUCAAAGAUUAUGUGCAUUUGCUUUCUUUGCACUGGGUUUGCUGUUCUCCCUAGUAAGUAUUCCUUUAGUGAUCUAUGACUGGGCUCACGCAGGAGGAAAAGAAAAUGGAAACUAAGUAUGACUACAUGGUGGCUGCUUCCCUCCAUUACCACAGUCAAAGGCACAAACAUUUCAGUAGGGAAAGUCUGCAUUUGUUGUAGUCUAUGUUUCUUUAUCACAAUGUGCUUGCCAUUUUACAAUCCGACAUUAGGUUUUCUCUGUCUUUUUUGAACUUACAGUUGUAUAUACAACUGUACAUUUAUUCUACUCCUGGAGAGUUUUUAUGUAUUGUGCUUUUAACUUACAUUGUUGUAAAUCACUGCAAUGUAUCCGACCGAUAUCACUACUGUCGUUACCCAUAUUGAAAUUCUUUAACACUGUAAAUGGAACACGUAUUCCACACCUUUCCUAGUUUUACAUGUGUCUACAUAGAGUAGUCACUAGUUUUCCUGAAAACCCUCAUUAUAGUGAUGUACAGUAUAUACAGUAUAUUCAAUUUUACUAUUGACCAGUUUUAAUAUAGUACUGAUUUAUUUAACCAUGGCAUUCUAUGUUGUUAUCUAAGUUCUAAAAAGUUAUAGUUUACAACAUUUCAUUGUAAAGACUUACUUAAAAUUGUUUGAUCAGGGAACCAGCAUAUAAAUUGAAUCAUGAAGCUGCUUUGCAGAACCAAAAUGAACUGAAUUGGUCUAUUUAUAAAAAGGUUCACAAAAUAUUCAUUUAGCUUUCAUCUAGGAUUCAAACUUUUUUUCAAUUGAAAAAAACGUGUGAAUCUUGGGAUAAAGUUGUGUGAAUCUUGGGUGGAAAAAUUUAUAAAUAGACUCCCAAGUGUUUUAAAGUAUGCAUUAUACAUAAAAUUAGCCAUAUUGUCACCCAUUGCUUAGUUAAAAACAAUAAUCCUACACUUGGCUAUUAUUUACACUAUACAACACAACAUGUGAUGUGACAGUUGUCACUUUUUAUUCCAUAUUGGGAGUAUCUUGAGAAAAUGCUACAGAAAAAAAUAGAUUAAUGUCUAAUCUAUUCAUAUGUUGUGGACUGGUCUUUGGAGGAAAUUACCCAACAAUCUGAUCUUCCCAUAUAUUAUAAUUGUAUAAGAAUAUGAAUGGUCUUAUUGUUUGUAUGGUAUAACCAAUGAAGGGUGUCAUACGUGUCUAUACCUCAGAUUAAUGACACCUAGGGACAUUUUUUCUCACAAAGAAAAAAUAGCUUCCAGCAGCUUUGACUUUACAUUCACAAGAAUUUGCUCAAUAGCCCCAUGUAUCUACGGUAAUUAUUUUAAAUGACUGACCAGGAAUUGUGUGCUUACGAGGAAAUAAAUAUACAUGUUGCA